Molecule: messenger RNA, 789 nt
Organism: Chondrus crispus (carragheen)
Lineage: Eukaryota; Rhodophyta; Florideophyceae; Gigartinales; Gigartinaceae
Exons: 1
Coding region: 1-789 (262 amino acids)
Source: RefSeq, a predicted model, not a curated record
AUGAGCGUCCCAGACUUCUCCGCACUCCAUUGCCCACCGCGCCGUCCUGCCAUGGUAUCGUCGGAGAAAGCCCCACUUCGUCAAUGGAAUGUCGAACACAACGUAACCCGCCCUACCCCUCAUAGUCCCAAUAUUCAUCCUUGCUUUGACUCAUUCUCUGGUAUUUACACGGUAGCUCUCGAUGGUUUAUACACCCUUGUUGUUCAGCUCAUCCCCAUCGGUGCCGCCCGAUAUGCUCAUUCCUCUCCAGUUCGUCGUGCAUGGGUUGACUACGUUGUCCGCGUCCAGGAACCCCCUGCUCCCGACACCAAACCCGACGAUACCAUAGAAAGUGAGUACUACGAUGUCGGCUCGGUAAAUUUUGCUCAAGUCGUUCAUCUGAAAAAGGGCACCUCGGUUACAUGCUUGAAAAUGCCUAGCUGCGCCGCCUCCGAAUGUGUCCGUCUCAAGGUUGAACUUCUUCAGAGAAAGAGGAAGCGUCCUGCUCCCCCAGAGCUUACCAAAAAAGAGAUGAAGAAGAGGAAAAAGAUCAAGAGAAUAGCAGAGUCUGCUGCUGCAUCCCUCAACUCGCUUCCGAAUGGCAAUACCCUCAGCCCCCAGACCUACCAUGGCAAGACAGAAACUUCAGCAUCUCGCGACUCAAGCGACGACGACGAUGAUGACAGUGACUGGUCCCAUGGAUUUGAGAGUGACACCACCGCCGAUGACCUGCCACAUUCCAACCGCGGUGUUGGGCGUCUCGCAAAGCGAUUCAAAGCCGCAGCACGUGCUCAUCCUUCCUCGACUUGA